AUGUCCACAACACUUUUCUGGAAUUGCAGGGGUGCCCGGAAAAAGGCUAUGGGCAACUACCUGCGUCACCUCGUUGGUGACAAUGAUGUUCAUUUUAUUGGCCUUGUUGAAACCAAGGUUGAAACGCUUGGGAGAACGGAAGUGGAUAAGUUCAUCGGCGUUCAAUGGAAUUUUUUUCAUUUCCCUUCCUGCGGGAAGUCGGGUGGAAUCCUGGUGCUUUGGCGUAAAGAUAUCACAAGCUUUGAUAUCCUUGAAGCUAAUGAGCAAGUGGUUGUGGGCAAUCUUUGCCUACCGGAUGGUGUUUGCUGGACAAUUGCGGUGGUCUACGCCAACAAAGACCACCAUGUAAGGCGGAACCUUUGGCAUAUCCUAAGCCAAUAUGCUACUGGUGAUCGGCCCUUCCUUAUUGGAGGGGACUUCAAUUGCUGUUUGAGCCAAAGUGAGAAGAAGGGUGGCAAGAGGUUCACCUACUCGGCGGGUGCUCAAGAGAUGGCUGACUUCCUCUCAUGUAAUGAUUUGCAUGAUUUGGGGUUUGUGGGACCCAAGUACACUUGGUCGAACAACAAAGAUGGGACUAGCAAAAUCUGA
Messenger RNA from Dendrobium catenatum, 588 nucleotides. RefSeq lists its product as uncharacterized. Lineage: Eukaryota; Viridiplantae; Streptophyta; Magnoliopsida; Asparagales; Orchidaceae. Gene Ontology annotation, molecular function: catalytic activity. The transcript has a single exon. The coding region runs from base 1 to 588 and encodes 195 amino acids. The record is from RefSeq and is a predicted model, not a curated record.